Molecule: messenger RNA, 1869 nt
Organism: Fusarium proliferatum ET1
Lineage: Eukaryota; Fungi; Ascomycota; Sordariomycetes; Hypocreales; Nectriaceae
Product: putative woronin body major protein precursor
Exons: 4
Coding region: 1-1869 (622 amino acids)
Biological process (GO): positive regulation of translational elongation
Molecular function (GO): translation elongation factor activity; RNA binding; ribosome binding
Source: RefSeq, a predicted model, not a curated record
AUGGAGAGGGCAAAGUGCGUGAGAAAGGGCUGGGUCGCUGGGACAGAACAGGACAGAACGGAUCAACAGGACACAGCGCUGCCGAGGGAGCAACACAACGCUCAGUUUGGCUCAAGUCGUCCAAUCCUGCCCCCGUCUUCAAAAGCCCAGUUUCGUUCUGCGUCCUGUUCGGUCCCUCUUCUCCUCCUACUCCCUCCAAUUAUCGCCAUCCACAUCAACUUCGUCAAAACAAAACCUCACCCAGACAAGAAGAAAAGAACGACUGAAGGCCCUCGCUCGCCAUCUACCGAUUCUUUUCCAUUCUCUUCGACUUUUGUUUCUAGGAACAAGAGCCAGAGAACUUCUUGUCUUCCUUUCGAGUUUCGGAAGGUUGCUCGCGUCCCCGUUCCCUUCAGCAUCUUCCCAUCGACAUAUCGGGAAUCCGAAUCCCAUACCCAGACCGUUACCGAAACAAAAACCCACGAAGAGGUUGAGAUCAAGCCCCAACAGCCCCAAGCCGGACGGGAAGGUCAAUACUCUUCUGUCUCUGUCACCGCCGAACAGGUUCCUCCUCGCGGAGAGCAACGCUUUAGCGAAGAAGAGGUCCGUAUUACGCGUGAAGAAGAACGUUACCGCCGUCCCGGUGUCCAGAAAUUCGAGCACGAAGAAGAGCACUUUACUAUCCGUGAAGACUCGCGACGACCUGAACCUCCCUCUCAAUACCAACCCUCUCAGUACCAACCACCCUCCCAAUACCAAACUUCUCACACUCACGUAGAGGUCGACACCCACCGUCAUCCCUACUACUCCACCCCCAUCGAUCUCGCUGAACGUGAAUACCGCCAGCGUUACCGCCCUGCCCAAGCCUUUUCCACUGAAGACCCUACUUCCCACUCUCACUCUCACUCUCACUACCAAACUCAAGACAACUUCCAGGCCAACAACUACACCGUUGAAGGCCGACCCGCUCCCCAAUUCUACUCCUCCGAGAAGACUGAAAUCAACAACUUCACCGUUGACGGACGCUCAUCUCGCCCUCAGUACAACCAGACCGAGAAGACCGAGUUUAACAACUUCACUGUUGACGGCCGUUCUUCCCGACCUCAAUACACUUCUGAGAAGACUGAAAUCAACAACUUCACUGUUGACGGCCGCUCUUCCCAGCCCCAGUACCGCGAUACCAAGACAACUCAGGUCAACAACUUCACCGUUGACACACCUGUUGCUCGUCCAUCUAACAAGAAGGACGUGAGAUUCACUGAAGAAACCGUCGAAACUACCAAGGUCGACAACACCAAGUCCAAGAUGGGUUACUACGACGACGACGGUCAAUACAACUCUUUCCGCGCCGGUGCUCACAAGCUCGGUGAUCGCAUCGCCCAUGGAGGUCGUCGCGAUAUUGAGAUUGACAUCCACGAGGGUCCCCGUCCCUCUGCUGACUGCCUUCUCAACACCGUCAGCAUCCCCUGCCACCACAUCCGUCUGGGUGACUUCUUGAUGCUCCAGGGCCGUCCCUGCCAGGUCAUCCGCAUCUCCACCUCCUCUGCCACCGGUCAGUACCGCUAUCUUGGUGUCGAUCUCUUCACCAAGCAGCUCCACGAGGAGUCCUCUUUCAUCUCCAACCCUGCCCCUAGCGUUGUCGUUCAGUCCAUGCUCGGCCCUGUCUUCAAGCAGUACCGUGUCCUCGACAUGCAGGAGGGUCAAAUCGUUGCCAUGACCGAGACUGGUGACGUCAAGCAGGGUCUCCCCGUCAUUGACCAGUCCAACCUCUACUCCCGCCUCCACAGCGCUUUCGAGUCUGGCCGUGGCUCCGUCCGUGUCCUCGUCCUCAACGACGGUUCUCGUGAGCUCGCCGUUGACAUGAAGGUCAUCCACGGCUCUCGCCUGUAA